AUGUCGUCCCUCCUCGGUCACAAGCACAACCCCUACCUCUUUCCAGGUGUGGUCGACUUUAGUCAGAUCGACUUUUGGAUCGCAGCCGCUUGCAUCUGCUUCAACCCUCUCUACUGGAAUUUGGUAGCGCAGAACGAGUAUCGCAACAAGACGAUUACAAAGCUGCUGAGGGGCAACACGUACCUGGGAUGCUACCUGCUCGGAGCUAGCAUCUUCCUGCUGGGCAUCCUCAGGGAUCAUCUCUACAACCACGCCAUCGCUUCCCAGCCCGCCAAUGCUCUACUGCUCCAUCCCGCUGCCAAAGUGGGCGGUGCAGCCAUCUUUGCGGUGGGACAAGUGUUUGUCAUCACUUCCAUGUGGGCCUUGGGCGUGACUGGAACAUACCUUGGCGACUACUUUGGCAUCCUUAUGCCCAGCAUCGUCACCGGCUUCCCCUUCAACGUCGUAGCGGAUCCCAUGUAUGUGGGCAGCAGCAUGUGCUUCUUUGGCGUGGCGCUUUGGUGAGUGGAUGUUGCAUGCGCAGGCAAAGGGCGAUUGCAUCGUGCAACAAGUGGCGAUGCGCCGUCGAGCUGACAGGAUGUGUGCAUCCACAACUUGCGCAGGUUCGGCAAGCCUGCAGGUGUGAUCCUCUCCGUUUUGGUGGUCAUCGUCUACAUCGUCGCAAUGCGCUUCGAAGGGUGAGAGGCAACAAUCACUGCGCUGCACAUGUGAUCGGCACGUCCACUGACCGCUGAUGCUGGCCAUAACAGACCUUUCACGGCCAACAUAUACGCCACGGCUGCGCGAGAAAAGGAGCGGCACGAAAAGAUCGAAGCGAUCCAAGCGGCUGACGGACCAGCUAGAGGUACGCGAUCCCACGGCACCUCCUCUCCCGCGCCCAAAGCAACACGAAGGAGCUCUCGCAAACGCGCAGACUGA
This is a messenger RNA of Ceraceosorus bombacis, 918 nucleotides long. NCBI's taxonomy places the organism in Eukaryota, Fungi, Basidiomycota, Exobasidiomycetes, Ceraceosorales, Ceraceosoraceae. The record is from the annotation of a GenBank genome assembly.